ACAUCCAUCGACUACAUGGAUGGCUCAACAUCCGUCAGAAUAGACCACAGCAAGCACUGUUGGAAAACCUCUAAAUCAACAUGGAUUGCGUUAAAUUGGACCUCUCCGAUAUAUUAGACACAAAUAAUAUCAUUAUAACGUAAAGGUUUGUCCUAUAGCCGUCAAUUUCGGUUGCAGAUACCACCAUUUCGGUUUAUUUCGCGGUGUCCUGAUCUUAUAAGCUGUUAGUUGUUUUUAAUUAAUAGAUACAUAUAUUAAAAAGGGCGCUCAAUAAUAGAGUUUAUUUCAUUUGAUAUUAUUUUACCAACCGGCAUAGUUCCAGCAAUGGCAGAUGCGGAGUUGCAAACCUUUACAUCCAUAAUGGACGCUCUCGUGCGCAUCAGCUCCAAUAUGAAGAGCAUAAAGAGAGAGCUGCACUGUCCAGUGUGUGAGGAGAUGGUCAAGCAGCCGAUAGUGUUGCCUUGUAUGCACAGUGUGUGUGUACUGUGUGCGGCAGAAGUCUUGGUUCAAAGAGGAUACCCUCCACCCGAACUCCCCGCAGAGCCCAAAACUCCCACCUCAAGCCCCAUCACGCGCUCUCCCCGACAAACACGCCGGCCUCCGCCCAAAACAGACCGACUAGACCGGGUGAUCAGAACAGUGUGUGGGACACAUCCAGGACGCAGGCGUAAAGACACCCCUCCUGUGAUCAUGCUGUUCCCCUGUCCCACCUGCGGAAAAGAUGUGGAGCUAGGAGAGAGAGGGCUUGCAGAUUGUUUAAGAAACCUCACGCUGGAGCGUAUAGUGGAGAGGUACAGGCACACAGUGAGUCUCGGCAGCAUGGCAGUCAUGUGCCAGUUCUGCAAACCUCCUCAGGCUCUGGAGGCCACCAAAGGCUGCGCUGAUUGCAGGUCCAACUUCUGUAACGAGUGCUUCAAGCUGUACCACCCUUGGGGCACACCGCGAGCCCAACAUGAACACAUUCUGCCCACACACAGCUUCAGACCCAAGCCUCUUCACAACGUGGCUGCUACACCAGAGCCAGUCCACAAGAUGGACACCAGUCCAGAGCUUCUUCACAAGAUGGCCGCCAGCCCAGAGUCUCUCCACAAGAUGGCCGCCAGCCCAGAGCCUCUCCACAAGAUGGCCGCCACGCCAGACUCUCCAGCCAUCAUGGCUGCCACUCCAGUGUUCCCGUCCGUCAUGAACAUUGCACUUGAAGCUAGUAAGGCAGUGCCUUGGCAACCGAGACUGAUGUCCAGUGUGGCGGACCCACCUAUGAUGUCAGUGCGAGUGGCAGGCAUCCCGUGUGUCUGGGCUAUACACACUUCUGAGACGGCAGUGUCCGCUCCAGUCCUUGAAUCCACUCCAGAGGCCGCUCCAGUCCAUGAAUCCACUCCAGAGCUCACUCAAGCCCCAAAGCUCAGUCCUUUGUUGCCAGCAUCAUGUGAGUUCCCUGCCUGUCCUGUCACGGCCAAGAGGACCGUCCCUGAACUCUCUGCCUGCCCUGUCAUGGCCAAGGAGACUGUCUCUGCCGUCCCUGAAUCCCUUGUCUGCCCUGUCACUGCCAAGGAGGUUGUUCCGCUCCUUUUGCUCUGCCCUGGUGGUCUUCAGCUCCGCUGGCUCUACCCUGGUGGCCUCCUGCUCUGCCGGCUCUGCCCUGGUGGCCUCCUGCUCUUCCGGCUCCAGUUCCUCUUCCUGUCCAUGGAUACUGUGUCUAGAUCCUCAACCUUUGUGUAUCUGUGCAGUUUCAUGUCAAUUCUCCAUGUUGUGAAAUCACAGGAGAAGAUCACCAAGGAGAUGAACUAUGUCUUCGCCAAUCAGGAUUCUGUACAGGCACAGAUCACCCAAGUAGAGAGUGGCAUCGCUCAGACUGAGGUGAACAGCGCAGUGGCUAAGGAGCAGUUGAAUCAGUGUGUGAGUGAAUUGCGCAGUGUGCUGGCGGAGCGUCAGGGGGCCUUAGCCAUGUUGCUGGAAGGGGCUCGUGCACAGCGGGCAGGGGCUCUGAAUGCACAGCUCUCUAAAAAACAGAGUCUUUUGGAGAACGCAGGGCUGCUCACAUACACUCAAGAGCUGCUUAAGGAAACUGACCAGUCGUGCUUUGUGCAGGCUGCCAGAGUCACGCACAACAGACUGGUAAAAGCAAUAGAAAAUCAACAGCAUUUCUCUCUAUCUGCUGAUCCCUCGUUCCGACACUUUCAGAUGGACGUCUCCAGAGAACUCAAAGCGCUCAGCAGCAUGGACUUUAUACAAGCCCCAUUGGCUCCUGUGAUUGACACUCAAAAGACCUUGGCCUAUGACCAGCUCUAUUUGUGCUGGCGUCUCCCACAGGACUCCGCCCCUGCCUGGCACUACUCAGUGGAGUAUCUGAGGAAAGUGGGCGGAGCUGGAGCAUUAUGGGGCAGAGUCUUGUCUGAAGGAAGCUCGGGAAGUAAUGACACACACUGUUCAUGGCAGCGUCUCGAUGAUGUGGGCGGGACCAGUGCAGUGAUUGAUAAGCUAGAGAUGGACAGUGUGUAUGUCCUGAGAGUUCGAGGCUGUAAUAAGGCAGGGUUUGGAGAGUACAGUGAGGAGGUGUAUCUACACACACCUCCUGCACCAGUGUUGUCGUUCUGCCUGGAUUCGCGCUGGGGCCUACAUGCGGAGCGGGUGGCGCUGGGAAAAGGGCAGACAUACGCCCGGAGUGUUCCUGGGAUGACUCUGUUGCAGGCUGCUGAUCGGGCUCUUACCUCAUGUCACCUCACCUCUGACCUCCUUGUGGCUGAUGUUUCCAUCACACAGGGACGACACUACUGGGCAUGCUCAGUGGAGCCUGGCUCCUACCUGGUUAAGGUGGGAGUGGGUGUUGAAGCAAAACUGCAGGAGUGGUUCCAUCUUCCACAAGACAUGGCAAGUCCACGGUACGAUCCAGAUAGUGGUCAUGACAGUGGCGCAGAGGACACCCAGGACUGUCCUCCUCCAUUCUGUUUCCUCACAAUGGGCAUGGGCAAGAUCUUACUACCCAAAUGUGGGGUGUCUAACACUUCUACUGGCCCCCUCACUGCCCCCUUACCACCUCGCCUCGGACUGUGUCUGGACUUUGAGAAGGGGCGGCUCACUUUUUACGACGCACACUCUUUGCGAGUGCUGUGGGAGGGGACUGUUGAUUGCUCCGCCCCUGUUUGCCCAGCAUUCUGUUUUAUUGGUGGAGGUGCUCUGCAGCUGCAAGAGCUAAUAGCCAAUCGCAGUACAGAGCAGAACCCACCAAGAAGAGUGACCAUCCAAACACGUGCCACCGAUGCGGGUCACUAAACCGUCUGAUCGCUUUGAAACUAGUCAAAUCAGCACCUUUAAGCAAAUCUUCUUUUAUCGUUUUCUAUAGAUUUUGUUUACCUGCUUAUUUCGUAGCUAAUGAUGCAAUGAUUGAUGUUAUUUUAUAUUAAGAUUAAUUUCAUUUCAAAGGAUAGACAUUAAAAAGUGGUUAUGGAUGCUAACAACAUGUAGCAUGCUAACAACAUGUAGGUCAAUAUUAAAUAACGAGGAAUUGUGUGUUUUUAUGGCCACAAAAUAAAAAAUUAAAAUCAUGUAUGAUUCAGGUUCACUCAUAACACAUUCAUUUUGAACAUUCUUGUAAAAGCAAAUGAUUCCUCGCUAUUUUCAAACUCGUUUUCCAGCAUUGUUAGCAUGCGCACCGCCCACUAUGGGUGUGCUAAUAGUAAAAACCUUGAUUUAUUUAUUAACAGUGUAUGUGCUCCUUACAGGAAUGCUGCAAUGCCUUGAAAUGUGAUCACGUUGCAAUUCAAAUCCACAGUAGUUCCCAAUGUCCUUGAAUUGUCUUGCUACUUUGAGGUUCAACCAAGAUGUGAAACAUUUGGUUGGACAUUUUGUAUUGGUGUCAGUACAUGUCCUGUGCAUAGAGACCUUGUCUGUUUGGUUUGUUUGGGCCUUAGGCUGAUGGAAGCCUUUAGUAAGCGAAACUAAAAGAACAACCGUGUAAUGAAAAGAACCUGCUUUUGUGAGAUCUCUACAGGUGCCUGCUCUAAUGUUACACAACCCACUUUCCCAUUUGAAUGUCUUAAAUAAUAAUCUCCAAAACAAAACAGUCUGACACACCUCAUACGUCUUUUAGGCUUUUUAUGUUAUGGUCAUGUUUUUUUUUCUUUUUCUUUUUGCGGACUGGGUAUGGUGAGAACAAAUUAGUGGGUGAAGUUUAAUUUCAGAAAUGGAUGCUGCUUAUGACUGUGCAACUGUCAGUCAUUGGAGUGUGUGUUGUUAAAAGGAAAUUUUUUAAUUGUAUACUGAAUGUCAGUUGUAUUUAUUGUGUGUGUGUGUGUGUGUGUGUGAGUGUGUGAUAUGUUAUUGCAAUAAAGACAGUUGCUGAAAGCUCUGGUUUUGGCCAUGUUUUCUGCUGUUUGGACGCAUUGUUGCAGAUUCAGGUCUCGUUGUGUGAAUUUAUAUUGAUGUUGAGGAUAUUAUGUAGCAUUUAUUAAACAUGCUGGUCCUUGGA
Molecule: messenger RNA, 4465 nt
Organism: Sinocyclocheilus anshuiensis
Lineage: Eukaryota; Metazoa; Chordata; Actinopteri; Cypriniformes; Cyprinidae
Product: tripartite motif-containing protein 46-like
Exons: 14
Coding region: 325-3270 (981 amino acids)
Biological process (GO): microtubule bundle formation; neuron migration; axonogenesis
Cellular component (GO): main axon
Molecular function (GO): protein binding; metal ion binding
Source: RefSeq, a predicted model, not a curated record